This is a messenger RNA of Orycteropus afer afer, 1116 nucleotides long. RefSeq names its product 5-hydroxytryptamine receptor 5B-like. Gene Ontology annotation, cellular component: plasma membrane. The coding region runs from base 1 to 1116 and encodes 371 amino acids. Lineage: Eukaryota; Metazoa; Chordata; Mammalia; Tubulidentata; Orycteropodidae. Gene Ontology annotation, biological process: adenylate cyclase-activating adrenergic receptor signaling pathway. Gene Ontology annotation, molecular function: G protein-coupled serotonin receptor activity. The record is from RefSeq and is a predicted model, not a curated record. The transcript is spliced from 2 exons.
AUGGAGGCCACUAACCUCUCCGUAGCCGCCGCGGGCGUAGCGCUUUCCCCAAGAUCCCAGGCCUGCAGCGGCAGCCCAAGCCCGUUCGGGGUUAUCAGAUCGACCCCCCACGACGCAGUUCAGGCUGGCGGGGAACCGCUUUUCUCCGUCUUUACAGUGCUGGUGGUGACGCUGCUGGUGCUGCUGAUCGCCGCCACCUUCCUGUGGAACUUGCUGGUUCUCAUCACCAUACUGCGCGUCCGCGCCUUCCAUCGCGUGCCGCACAACUUGGUGGCCUCGACGGCGGUAUCGGAUGUGCUGGUGGCGGCCCUAGUGAUGCCGCUGAGCCUGGUAAGCGAGCUGUCAGCUGGGCGGCGUUGGCGGUUGGGCCGGAGCCUGUGCCACGUGUGGGUCUCCUUCGACGUGCUGUGCUGCACUGCCAGCAUCUGGAAUGUGGCAGCCAUCGCCCUGGACCGCUACUGGACCAUCACACGCCACCUGCAAUAUACGCUGCGCACUCGCCGGCGCGCCUCGGCGCUCAUGAUCGCGCUCACCUGGGCGCUGUCCGCGCUCAUCGCCCUGGCGCCGCUGCUCUUUGGCUGGGGCGAGGCGUACGACGCCGGGCUCCAACGCUGCCAGGUGAGCCAGGAACCCUCCUACGCAGUCUUCUCCACCUGCGGCGCCUUCUACCUGCCACUUGGCGUGGUGCUCUUCGUUUAUUGGAAGAUCUACAAGGCAGCGAAAUUCCGCUUUGGCCGCCGCCGCGGGGCUGUGCUGCCAGUGCCGCCCUCAGUGCAGGUGAAGGAGGCCCCUCAGGAGGCUGAGAAAGUGUUCACAGUGCAGCACCAGCGAGCAACAGUUGCCUUCCGGGUGAGUGGAGGCUCCUGGCAGGAGCAGAAGGAGAAGCGGGCUGCCAUGAUGGUGGGGAUUCUCAUCGGUGUCUUUGUGCUGUGCUGGAUCCCCUUCUUCUUGGCAGAGCUUAUCAGCCCUCUCUGUGCCUGCAGCCUGCCCCCCAUCUGGAAAAGUGUAUUCCUCUGGCUUGGCUACUCCAAUUCCUUCUUCAACCCCCUGAUUUACACAGCUUUUAACAAGAACUACAACAAUGCUUUCAAGAGCCUCUUCACCAAGCAGAGAUAA